GAACAAAACAUUUGCAAUGGCUAAAGUUAUUUUACAAAACACCACAACAAUGUUUUUUAAGGACCGCUAUUUAUGAAGAGUUUCUAGUUUCUCUUCCGCCUCCCUGCCAGAGAGGGCGGGGUUGUCUCCUACCUGCCCGACAGCGGAGGUAAUAAUGGCGACCUAGUUGGACAACAUUGCUCGAACACCGACUUCCACCUUCUUUCCUUCCCGGUCUAAGAUUCUUGCCGUAUCUUUUUCAGUCCACAGCCAUGAGCCAACCAGCCCGUUCAAAGCAAGGCCACCGAGAGAGGAAUGGCGAUCGCCGGCAGCCCCGUGAGCCACACGAUGCGGGGCGUUCGUCAGCUGACAGAUCCUCUUCACAAGACCCGUACUAUUCCAGAGAAGCCGAUCAUCGGCCCACACGUACGCAGGGUGUGUCGCGUGAACGUCAGGACUCCAAAUGCACAAACGUGUGCUCCAGGAGAGGUGUGGUUCUGAUCUGCUCGGUGCUGACCAACGCCCUGGUGCUCAUCUGCGUGGUGGCCGCCCAGAUGGCCAUGUCGGGCUUGUCCGCCACGGGCGGCCUGGGCGGCUUCGACAUCAACUCCAACUUUAACCUGCAGGGCACCGAGCUGCAGAAAGUGCGGGAACUGGACGCGCAGUUCGGCCAGAUGAGAGCGCCGGGAAUCUACGGCGGCGUGGCCUUCAGCCUGACGAUGGGCGUGGUCUCGCUCCUGUUUGUGGUGGCGGGCAACAAGCCCCCCCACCACAUGUCCCGGAGGCUUCUUUACGGGGCGCUGGCGUUCCAGGCCGUGGGGGCCGUGGCCUACGUGGUGGCCGUUGGUCUUUAUCUGCAUUUCGUCAUGCGGGUCAACGCCACUGAUGUUUGCAUUCAGCGCGAGCGGCUGUACGCACGAAACGGGUACACUUGGAUGAACUGUGAUGUCGGCGGCGGGGACGCAGCCGUGGCGUUGUUUGGACUCAUCACGGCUUGCUUGUAUACCGCCGGAACGGUGCUCACCUUCCAGACCAUCCGUAGGGUAAAGCGCUACUUGCAAGAGCGUAAACGCCGUGAGGGGGAACGAGAGCCGCCGCGCUCCCACCCACAGAGGGCGCCACUGAGGGCCGAAAACCACGUCUGUAUGAACAUGCUCCAAAUACAGUAUUGACCCAAAUAGAAAGUUAUUUUAGUAGCUUUUUGUCAAAUCUGAGCCGGUAAAAAUGGAUUAAAAUCCUAACCAAUAUGUUUAAGCUAAACAACAUUUUGGUUUGAUUUGUUUGGAAGUCACAAAAGAUGCUGGAUAAUGUUUUUACUGCACCGUCUUUUUGUCAGAUGAUUAAAAUAUUUUAUUACCGAACAAAGUGAACGUUUGAAAACGGGUUCUGAUACCAAAUUCAAAGAUGACGGCGAACCAUCUUUUUGUCAGAUGAUUAAAAUAUUUUAUUACCGAACAAAGUGAACGUUUGAAAACGGGUUCUGAUACCAAAUUCGAAGAUGACGGCGAGACACAAAGCAGCGAAUCUACCAGAUUUUGCCUCACUGAUCAUAAAACAGGAUCUCGGUUUUCAUGACCAUCUUUAUUAAAGACAUCAGUCAACAUGAUGGAGUUAUCAGGAAACUUACAUCUUUUAAGAGCUUCCUUGUGCAGUUUUUGAGAAUGACGUAACAGUUCUGAGAACAUUCACCAGUCAGAUCCUCUUGUUCAGCAUUUGCUCACCACUCUGUAACACAAAUGGAAUAACAGCCUUCUGAAAUACAUCUUUUCUCUCAGAGAACACUAGCAUGAAUCAGUGACCAGGUCACUUUAAGACUUUGAAACUCUUUGGAGUUAAAAGUUCUACUAACCAGACCCUCCAGGAUUUCGAAAUGAUGCAAUUGCUCUUAUUCUCGCAAAUUCAACCAGUCCAAAAAUGAUAUGCAACCUAGAAACUUUGUCCAAUCCCCACAAUUGUUCUGCCAAUGUUUAUUUUCGCCAAUUAAAUGUUUCCCUGGUACUCGUCUAACCGAUCAAAUGGGUUUCUGUAUGUUGAAGUGUGACAAUUUAUCCUUUUAUAAUCUCCGCUGUAGAUUGUACUAAAAAAAAAAUUCCCGGGCUUCUCAACAAAAGUUGGGGUAAACUGCAAGCAAUGUGUUGUAACAAAGAUGAAAGAGUGCAACUUUAAUGCAGACGGCGGCCAAUAAGGAAGCCUUUGUUUUGCCGACUCUGCACAAAUUUGUGUCAAUUGGUCACACUUGUA
Nerophis ophidion (straightnose pipefish) is the source of this 2220-nucleotide messenger RNA. RefSeq lists its product as uncharacterized. The record is from RefSeq and is a predicted model, not a curated record. Gene Ontology annotation, cellular component: membrane. The transcript is spliced from 4 exons. The coding region runs from base 252 to 1151 and encodes 299 amino acids. Lineage: Eukaryota; Metazoa; Chordata; Actinopteri; Syngnathiformes; Syngnathidae.